GGUCUUCAAAAAAAGGUUCAGAAUAGGUCGCUGCGGAAUCGAAUACUUGAAGCUUUCGAUCUGAGAAGCAGAAGAAGAGGUGAAAUGGCUAUGGCUAGCUUGGCGAGACGGAAGGGCUUCCUUUUGUCCAGGAAUCUCUCCUCGGAGACCCUCAAGUAUUCGUUCUCACUCGCCUCCUUUUCCCGGGGCUUUGCUUCGCGAUCGGAUGAUAACGACGUCGUCGUAGUUGGUGGUGGUCCUGGUGGCUAUGUCGCCGCCAUUAAAGCCGCUCAAUUGGGUCUUAAGACCACUUGCAUAGAGAAGCGUGGGACCCUUGGUGGUACCUGCCUUAACGUUGGAUGCAUCCCCUCCAAGGCAUUGUUGCAUUCUUCACAUUUGUACCAUGAGGCCAAACAUUCAUUCUCCAGCCAUGGAGUCAAGUUUUCAUCUGUUGAGGUUGAUUUGCCAGCCAUGAUGGCGCAAAAAGAUAAAGCGGUUUCUAAUCUUACUCGAGGUAUUGAGGGUUUAUUCAAGAAAAACAAGGUAAACUAUGUCAAAGGAUAUGGCAAAUUUGUUUCUCCUUCUGAAGUUUCUGUGGACACCAUUGAUGGUGGAAAUACUGUGGUGAAAGGGAAGAAUAUCAUAAUUGCCACUGGGUCAGAUGUGAAAUCUCUACCUGGUGUUGCCAUUGAUGAAAAGAAAAUCGUUUCGUCAACAGGUGCUCUUGCUCUUUCAGAAAUCCCCAAGAGACUUGUGGUCAUCGGAGCAGGCUAUAUUGGGCUUGAAAUGGGUUCAGUGUGGGGCCGACUUGGCUCUGAGGUAACUGUUGUUGAGUUUGCACCGGAUAUUGUUCCCACAAUGGAUGGGGAGAUGCGGAAGCAGUUUCAACGUACUCUUGAAAAGCAAGGCAUGAAAUUCAUGCUCAAGACUAAGGUGGUAGGAGUUGAUACUUCAGGUGAUGGAGUGAAACUGACUCUCGAACCAGCAGCUGGCGGUGAUCAGACUUCAUUGGAAGCAGAUGUUGUUCUCGUAUCUGCUGGUAGGACUCCAUUCACAUCUGGACUAGGGUUGGACAAGAUAGGUGUCCAAACUGACAAGGCAGGAAGAAUUCUAGUGAAUGAAAGAUUUGCCACCAAUGUCUCUGGUGUUUAUGCAAUUGGAGAUGUAAUUCCUGGUCCAAUGUUGGCACACAAAGCAGAAGAAGAUGGAGUUGCUUGUGUAGAGUACAUAGCUGGUAAGGUGGGUCAUGUGGACUAUGACAAAGUCCCAGGGGUUGUCUACACACACCCUGAGGUUGCAUAUGUUGGAAAGACAGAGGAGCAAGUGAAAGAACUCGGUGUCCCAUACCGUGUCGGGAAGUUCCCUUUCCUGGCCAAUAGCAGGGCUAAGGCUAUUGAUGAUGCUGAAGGAUUGGUGAAGAUAUUGGCUGAAAAAGAAACAGACAAGAUAUUGGGGGUGCAUAUUAUGGCACCCAAUGCAGGAGAGCUUAUUCAUGAAGCAGUGAUAGCAUUACAGUAUGAUGCUGCUAGUGAGGACAUAGCACGGGUUUGCCAUGCGCAUCCAACAAUGAGCGAGGCAGUGAAAGAAGCUGCCAUGGCCACUUUUGACAAGCCCAUUCACAUUUGAAGAGCUUCUUUACAGGCCAAAACAAAAGAGCUGGUUUCCACUUCAUUACUCUUGUUUUCAAUUUUGCCCAUGAAUUUUAGAGUUAAAUGGAGGAGAUUCCAUUGUGUGUGUGUGUGGGUGUUCUCAGCGAAUCUAGGUGUUUAAAUACGAAUUAGCUCCAACCUCAAUGCAUACUGAGAGAAUGGUUGUGUUGCUUCUUACUUAUGCUUGAAUAAAUUCUCUCAAUUUCCUGUCUA
Neltuma alba is the source of this 1841-nucleotide messenger RNA. Its product is annotated as dihydrolipoyl dehydrogenase, mitochondrial. Lineage: Eukaryota; Viridiplantae; Streptophyta; Magnoliopsida; Fabales; Fabaceae. Gene Ontology annotation, cellular component: oxoglutarate dehydrogenase complex; mitochondrion. Gene Ontology annotation, biological process: 2-oxoglutarate metabolic process; pyruvate metabolic process. The transcript is spliced from 2 exons. The record is from RefSeq and is a predicted model, not a curated record. The coding region runs from base 85 to 1605 and encodes 506 amino acids. Gene Ontology annotation, molecular function: flavin adenine dinucleotide binding; dihydrolipoyl dehydrogenase (NADH) activity.